UUCCCCACCUCUUCCCCACCAUGUCCAAGCCUCGAGCGGCUCUGCGCUACCUACACACUCGUUCGUACGCGUCAGCCGCUUCGUCUCGACCACCUUUGAGUGGGUUGAACGCGACUGCGAGGUCUAAGGCAGAGCAGUUAUCGAAGGAUUGGAAGGGCACCAGUGCCUCCGGUGAGAACACGAAGAAUUUUAUUGCCGGGGAGUUCGUGGAGAGCAAGGCAACAAAGUGGAUCGACGUUCUCGACCCCUCAACACAAACCUUGCUUACAAGGGUCCCAGAGACCACAACCUCGGAAUUUGAACAAGCUGUGGACGCUGCUUCACAAGCUUUCAAGACAUGGAGCAACGCCAGUGUCAUUACUCGUCAAAGAUUCGUCCUUGAGCUGCAGCGUCUUAUUCGUGAGAACGCGGAGUAUAUGGCCAACAGCAUUGUUCUGGAGCAGGGCAAGACAUUGCCGGAUGCUCAUGGCGACAUCCUGCGUGGUCUCCAAGUCGUCGAGCAUGCUGCCAGUGCACCUUCGUUACUUCUGGGAGAGAAGAUUGAAGUGAGCAAGGACAUGGACACCGAAGUCCGCAAAGUACCCUUAGGUGUCACUGCUUCGAUAGCACCCUUCAACUUCCCUGCGAUGAUCCCGUUGUGGUCCAUCCCAAUGGCAACCGUCACAGGAAACACUCUCAUUCUCAAGCCCUCAGAGCGUGACCCUGGUGCGGCCAUGAUCAUCGCCGAACUGUGUCAACGCGCUGGCCUUCCCGAUGGCGUCGUCAACGUCGUCCACGGCACUAUCCCGACCGUAAACGCCAUUUGUGACCAUCCUGCCAUCAGAGCAAUUAGCUUUGUUGGCGGCGAUCGCGCUGGGAAGCAUAUCUAUGACCGGGGUACACAAAACGGCAAACGAGUACAAUCGAAUAUGGGUGCUAAGAACCACGCGACUGUCAUGCCGGAUGCAAACAAGAACCAUGCAAUCAACUCCCUGAUCGGCGCUGCUUUUGGUGCUGCUGGGCAGAGAUGCAUGGCCAUCUCGGUUGCCGUACUCGUUGGCGAUGCCCAGGCGUGGCUCCCUGACCUGAUCAAGGCGGCUCAGGGCCUCAAGGUUAGUGGAGGCUUCGAGAAGGGUGCAGAUCUUGGCCCUGUCAUCUCGCCUACCUCGAAGGAGCGAAUUCUUGGUUUGAUCGCUUCUGCGGAGCAAGAAGGCGGCAAGAUCCACCUGGACGGACGUGGUAUUCAAGUCGAAGGCUACGAGCAUGGUAACUUCAUUGGGCCCACCGUCAUUGAAGCCAACACUAGCAUGAAAUGCUACAAGGAGGAGAUCUUUGGUCCCGUCCUCGUAGUGUUGAAGGCUAACACCCUCGACGAGGCCAUAGAACUGACCAACUCCAAUCGCUACGGGAACGGCGCCGCCAUCUUCACGCAAUCGGGUGCUACGGCGCGCAAGUUCGAGCAUGACCUCAAUGUCGGCCAAAUCGGGAUCAACGUACCCAUCCCCGUACCGUUGCCCAUGUUCUCGUGGAGUGGCAACAAAGGGAGUGUGCUGGGCGACCUUGGGUUCUAUGGGAAAAGUGCCUUCGAGUUUUAUACGCAGAAGAAGACAACGACAAGCUUGUGGAAGUCCGAGGAUGCGAUUUCGAGCAAGGCGACUGUCAACAUGCCAACCCACCACUGAAUGUCCUCACGCAUCUACAUUGUUAUGUCUUUCGAGUGUAUCAAUAUAACAGUCAUUUCUGUAUAGAUGACGGCGAAUGUUGUGCAACCC
This is a messenger RNA of Stereum hirsutum FP-91666 SS1, 1751 nucleotides long. Its product is annotated as methylmalonate-semialdehyde dehydrogenase. Gene Ontology annotation, cellular component: mitochondrion. Lineage: Eukaryota; Fungi; Basidiomycota; Agaricomycetes; Russulales; Stereaceae. Gene Ontology annotation, molecular function: malonate-semialdehyde dehydrogenase (acetylating, [NAD(P)+]) activity; methylmalonate-semialdehyde dehydrogenase (acylating, NAD+) activity. Gene Ontology annotation, biological process: L-valine catabolic process; thymine catabolic process. The record is from RefSeq and is a predicted model, not a curated record. The coding region runs from base 21 to 1661 and encodes 546 amino acids. The transcript has 15 exons.